CUGAGUGUAUGCUCAUAGGGGCGUCCUUCCUCGGCAUCCUCGUCGCCGGGGCCGGGCAUGCGGCGCAGGAGGCCGCCGCGGGGCUCUCGCCGGCGGAGUUCCGCCUGGCCCUCCCGCGCAGCCGGGAGUUCCUCGAUAUCGACCUGCCCCGCUUCCACCGCGCCACCUCCAUCGAGCUGCGCGGCCAUUGCCUCCGCCUCACGCUGCCGCCACGCCCCGCCGGGUUCCCCGCGCUCCAGAGGCUGUCCCUCUCCGGCUGCCGCGUCGACCUCGCCGACCUGACCCCCCUCUGCCCGCGCCUGCGCGUGCUCGCCGUCGCCGAGGGCCUCCUCGACAGCAACAUCACAGUCAAAUCGGGGUCGUUGGAGGAACUGGCUGCGGCGAACCUGAGCAGAUGGACCGGCCGCAUCGACGUCGACGCUCCCAUGCUCAAGAAACUGGCGCUGUCCUUCUCCAUCGACGGCGAGCUCGGCGUGUCCAUCGUGGCACCGAUUGUGGACAAGGUCUCCUGGGAGUGCAGCUAUUCCAGGCUCACCGUCGGGCUCGAUCCUUGGAGCCUCUCAAGCGUGAGCUUACAUGCCGCCGCUGAGGUGCCCGGGGAAGACGACGGCGCACGCUUGCAGCAGCACUCCAACGUGCUGUCCCUGCACAUGUGGGCUUGCAUAUGUCUCAUGUCCUGAUUAUAUAUCUGACUGAAUCAAACUCAUGGAUGGGAGACUAACAUUUCCUUUGCCAGGGUCUGACUAGUUAUCCUGAUGCAGAACUCACCUUCGAGCAGGAGAUUGGGAAACAUCUGGUUACCUCCGGAUUCUCUGCUCUGGAGCCACUUUUCACGACAAUGGAGUGUGAUUGUGAUAUAAGAUCGGUGGGGCAUGUUUUCGGGUCAUUUGCGUUGCGCCUGCUCGGUACCGCUACACAAAAGCUCAAGAUCAUCUUCCAGAGACCAGAUGUGAAAGCGGAAUGCCCGGUAAAUUGUCCUUGUGACGAGCCCAAGAGCUGGAGAAGCAAAGACAUCUCCUUGAUCAAUCUUGAACAAGUGGAAAUCGAAGGCUUGUGACGUUUAUCUUUAUUGUUCGCGCGUGUAUAGUUUUAUUGGCUAUUGGUAGCAUUCCAAACUGGUUUCAGACUUUGUCUUGUUUGCAUGCAGGGUCAAUGCAGAAGAGCUAAAGUUCUGUGUUCUCAUGAUUCACAUUGUUAAGGGUCUGCAGUGUUCCUGAACAAUUUAUAUGGUUGGCUUGUUCUACGGCUGCCUGCUGAGUUGUGAAAUCAAUGGAAUUUCGCUCCUGCGUCGUUGCAACUUUUGACCGGUUUAUCUCAACCGGAUGUAAUCAGAAAUGCUGAUGCAACUUUUUAUUAGCUUCUUACUGUUUUUCUGUCUACAACUUGUCCUUGUGUUAGUUCCAGCAAGCAGGCAUGUGUGAUGUGUUUGUCUGACGAUAACAAUACAUAUAUGCUCCAGCCAUCCAGCUAUAGCUGCAACA
Triticum aestivum (bread wheat) is the source of this 1481-nucleotide messenger RNA. RefSeq lists its product as uncharacterized. The record is from RefSeq and is a predicted model, not a curated record. The transcript has 2 exons. Lineage: Eukaryota; Viridiplantae; Streptophyta; Magnoliopsida; Poales; Poaceae. The coding region runs from base 9 to 680 and encodes 223 amino acids.